Molecule: messenger RNA, 1231 nt
Organism: Juglans microcarpa x Juglans regia
Lineage: Eukaryota; Viridiplantae; Streptophyta; Magnoliopsida; Fagales; Juglandaceae
Exons: 2
Coding region: 189-671 (160 amino acids)
Source: RefSeq, a predicted model, not a curated record
CCACAUAAUGACAUUUCACUCAAAUGGGAGGAUCUAAACUCUACAUGCCCUCAAAGCUAUCCUCCACAUUAUGCCCAAGUGGCUUCUCAAACAAACCCUUCCUCCUUCAAAAAACUCCUCCAUGGUCCAUAAUAUGCAGCAAAAAAACCCAUUAAAAACCGCUCAUCAAAACUCAGUCAAACUUAUUUAUGGUGCACCAAAUUAAGCCUCAGUUGAGAAAGAUCAAGACCUAUCUCACGCUCUUUCCGAAUUCUCUUAUUAAACUCUUGCCGCAACACCACGAACCAAAAUACAAAUCCAAAGAGAGCAGGACAAGAACCACGAUGUCUGUUCAUCGGGUCCCAUUAUCCCUGAUAUUGCUCCUCUUUUUAGCUAAUAUGGUUAGCUGCAAUGAAGCAGGCGUGAAAACAGGUGCAGCCCAAGCAAAUGGGUCGAUGGUGCCUUUGAUUGAGCCAGGGAAGAUGGAAAAGAUGAUGAUGGUCAUGAACGAGACGAGGAGGAAGCUGGGGAGUUUCCAGAUAUGUGCACUAUGCACUUGCUGUGGUGGGGCCAAAGGGCUGUGCUUGCCAUCUCCUUGUUGCUAUGCCAUCAAUUGCAACAUUCCCAAUAGGCCUUUUGGCUUCUGUUCUUUCACUCCAAAGACCUGUAAUUGCUUUGGAUGCCAUCUCUAGCUCUCUCUCUCUCUCUCUCUCUCUCUCUCUAUAAUUUAUAAUUUACAUUGUUUAAUUUAUGAGUCAAGUCGAUGCUGUUGGAGUUGUGGAUGAGAAGAAUAUCCGUUCUUCAUUUGAUUAUUUCUUCAAAUUAUGUCUGUGCUUGGGUUCGGCUGUUUCCAGGUUAGUUUCUUGCUAGUUCUAGUGGUACUUUUUGCGGGAAGUAGAGAUGAGGAGCCAAAGAAAGCCCUUUAACUGCCCUCGCAUAGGAAGGCUUCAAACCUGAAGAUAGCACAGUACUGUGCCGCAAUUCGUAUUUGAAGAAACAUUGUCCUUUUGGUGGAGCUAUUGGGGUUGAUGAUAAUUUUUGUUACUUUUAAAAGGAUUUAAAGGAUAUAUCGAUGUUAGUGCUCCGAAGGGCCGGUGUGUUAGUCAUGACUGAGUAAGAUUUAAGUUUUGUCCAUUAUAUUAUAGUAUUGUGUGUUGCCUGGCAAUCAUUUGUUUAUUGUAGUAGUGCGUCUAUACAUAUUGCAACAUGUAUCACAAUUGUUAAAUCAAUAUGCUUCGUUUUACUCGGACUA